CGCCUGCGCGGUGCAGAGCCGCGGGGUUGGAUAGGCGCCCGUGAUCCCGCGUUUCCGUCUGGCUCGAGGACCAACCGGCGGAUGCUGGAACGGAUGUUGGCUGCCGGCUGCGACCCGGGCCUGGGUCAGUGAGGAGCCCUCGGUUCCGCCAGGCCGGUGUCCCCUUCCGCACCGCUGUACUAGUGGGGAGACGGCCGGUGUGCGAGUCGAGGCCAAGGCUCGGUGCAAGCUCCCGCACUGCUCCUCGCGGGCUGAGGUGAAGAACAGAACCCGCUUGACCACAGAACCCCCGAGGAUUAAGGGACAUAAAAACCAUUUUUAAAUUAUUUGGUUUGUUCGGCCUGACCAGGACUAGAUGAGACCCUCUCUAUUGCUAUUACGUAGGACUAUUAAAGCGUGAAUGUUGUCCCCAGGACAUUCACGUUAAGACCUUUAAUAGCUAUUAAACUGCUUGGUAAAUUAUAAUUAGUGUGCCUGGGAACCAGUCUCUCAUGACACCAAAAUAAGUUAAAGUAGGCUGGCAAUGGAUCUCUAAAGAGGCUUUUCUGACCCACCGAUGUACAAAUGAUUUCAUUCCUAAGUAGUUGGACUAUCAAUUAAGCAACAUUUGCUGCCCCUCACAAUGAAAACAAGAUUUUCAAUAAUGAAAGUUCUAACACACAGUUGUGCUGUCUCGCUUCAGGUUUUCUGUCAGAUAUUCCACUGUAAUAAUGCUGGAGUUAAGAAGUCUCCAUUCCUUCACUGUACAUCAGAGCAAUUUAUCUGCACAUAGAAGUGGAGUAAUGCAUAAACACAGCUGGCAAAUUAAAGAUUUUAAUGACCUAAGCUCUGUGCUGAAAUAAGAUUAAUUGGACUGCAAGUGCCAUCUUAGGGUAACCCAAAUCUGUUACUGGAACCAUGAAAGUUUUGCUGGUGUUUGACUUCGACAAUACAAUCAUAGAUGACAAUAGUGACACCCGGAUUGUACAGUGUGCUCCAGACAAAAAGCUUCCCGUGGAACUGCAAGAUUCUUACCAGAAGGGGUUCUGGACAGAAUUUAUGGGCAGAGUCUUUAAGUAUCUCGGAGAUGAAGGGGUGAAAGAGGAUGAAAUGAGAAGAACAGUGAUAUCCAUGCCUUUCACUUCAGGGAUGGUGGAGCUUUUCAGCUUUCUAAGGAUGAAUAAGGAUAAAUUUGAUUGCAUCAUUAUUUCAGAUUCAAACUCAGUCUUUAUAGAUUGGGUUUUAGAAGCUGCUGACUUUCAUGAUGUCUUUGAUAACGUGUUUACUAAUCCAGCAGCUUUUGAUAACAGUGGUCGUCUCACAGUGAAGAAUUGCCAUGCUCAUUCUUGCAAUCGGUGUCCAAAGAACCUUUGCAAAAAUGCAGUUUUGGUAGAAUUUAUAGAUAAACAGUUAGAGAAGGGAGUGAGAUAUGCACGGAUCAUUUAUAUAGGAGAUGGUGGAAAUGAUGUCUGUCCAGUGACCUUUUUAAGGAAAAAUGAUGUUGCCAUGCCACGGAAAGGGUAUACUCUACAUAGGACUCUUGCCAGAAUGUCUCAAAAUCUUGAGCCUAUGGAAUCUUCUGUUGUAGUUUGGUCUUCAGGUGUUGAAAUAAUUUCUCAUUUACAGUUUCUAAUAAAGGAGUAAUGUGCCAACCAUUGAAACGUGUAUUAGUUAAGAUUGGGCUGACUAACAUAAAGCUAACCCCCUAAUAUUAGUACCUGUAGGAAUGAGAGGGUCUCCUCUUUAAGGAAUUCUGGUGAUAUUUAAGGGCUUUGUUGCUUGACCAACCUCAGCUUUUGGCUCCAGUCAGUGCCCUAACAGCAAACAUUCUGGCCAGCGAGAACCAGGGCACUGGGGUUGUAACCCUUUGUUUAAGGAUAGUUUCCAGUUGUACCAAGCAGUUCUGUUUCAAAUACCAUUAGCCAAAAAUGAGUCAGUGCCUUCCCUAACUACAAAUACAGCAUUCAUUCCAGGUGGCGUGUGCCCAGGAAAAGGUGGAAGAAGUCAUAACUGAGGUAGAUGGGACUCAUGGUCUAGUCUAAGGGUGGUUAGUGAAUUGUAUUUUUUUAACUUAUUCCUGGAAAAGGUGGCCUUAUUUUGCUCAUUUAUUUAAAAAAUAUACCCAGUAGUUAGAAAUGUUGAACACAGCCUGAUGCACUCAUGCUCUGCUGAGCAGGUCAUAGAGACGUGUGUGUUCACCCAUAACCCACUGCUCGCUCGCUCACUCGCUCGCGCUCUCAUUCCCGCAUUACACACCAGAGGUUGGAUUUCUCGUUCCUGUUCCGUGAGUUUGCCCCUUAUAAUAAAAAAAUAUAAUUAAAAUCUUUUGGACUUAGCUUGAGAUUCUUUGACUCAUGUCCUCACCCCCCAUCCAAGGUGGCUCAGCAUGGGAAUUACACAGAGCUGCCAAGGCCUUAGGCAUGUGCAUGCUUGAAUGCAGUUGUGACGAGCCAAUGUGUGUCCAGUCGGUGGAGGAGCUUUGUGCUGAGCAUAAAGAUCACCUAAUUAGGAUUGAUGACAAACUAGGAGCAUUUUUAGGCGUCUGUGAAAGCAAGAGAGGAAACCACAUAAACUGUCGUGUGUUAAAGAUGCCAUUGAAGAGUCCUUGAAAUGCAAGAAAUACCAGCUUAUUUUCUCCUCACCCCCCACCCCUGGCAAGAAAAGAUGGAUACUUUAUUCACAUAAGAAUAAAAGGCUUUUGGGGGCUGGAGAGAUGGCUCAGAGGUUAAGAGCACUGACUGCUCUUCCGAAGGUCCUGAGUUUAAUUUUCAACAACCACAUGGUGGCUCACAACCAUCUGUAAUGAGAUCUGGUACCUUCCUCUGGCCUGCAGGCAUACAAGCAGGCAGAACACUGUAUACAUAAUAAAUAAAUCUUUUAAAAAAGAAUAAAAGGUUUUCAAAUGUAUAUAAUAUCCUCUAAAAUCUAUUUUUAAAAUAGGGGUGCAGUACUUUAGGUUUUAUUUAUUUGUGUGGGUUGAGGUAUGCCAUGGUGCAUGUUUUGGAGGUCAGAAGACAGCCUAUGGGAGUUGGUUCUUGUUCCACCCUGUGGGUCCCAGGGAUUGAACUCAGGCCAUCACCAUUGGUGACAAGUGUCCUUAACUGCUGAGCCAUCUAACCAGCCCAUUAUGUAAUUUUUAAAAAAAGAUUUAUGUAUAUGAGUGUUCUUUGGACUUUAUGUCAGAAGAGGGCAUCAGAUCCCAUCAGAUAGUGUGAACAACUAUGUGGUUGCAGGGAAUUGAACAGUUAUUACGAGGCUAAUACUGGAUUUUUAGACUGAGUUGGUAGCACACCUUCCCUUUUUAUUUUAUGGAAUAGUUUGAGAGACACUGUUGGUUCUUUAAGGGUCGCACAGGAAUCCUUGGUUGGGAGAUACUGUAUUAUUGC
Chionomys nivalis (European snow vole) is the source of this 3365-nucleotide messenger RNA. It is a transcript of the gene Phospho2, whose product is annotated as phosphatase, orphan 2. The coding region runs from base 898 to 1623 and encodes 241 amino acids. The transcript has 3 exons. The record is from RefSeq and is a predicted model, not a curated record. Gene Ontology annotation, molecular function: phosphatase activity. Lineage: Eukaryota; Metazoa; Chordata; Mammalia; Rodentia; Cricetidae.